AUGAAGUGGCUGGUGGGAGUCGCUCGUACUGGCUCUGACAGCGCCAGGGAGGAGGAGGAGACAAGCAGGCGACGGCUGCGGUCUGGCUUUGGGUCCUUCGCCACGCCAAGCGUGGAGGACCUGGUGCGUGUGCCGCCCUCGGAAUGGCCCGCAGAGCUGACUAAGGGCGCACCAGUGCCGCCAGACGUGUGCAUGUGCGUGCCCGGCUCGGACGGCAUGCGGGACCAGUUCAUGAUUGACUUUGAGCGCUGGGCCUUCCUCAACCACGGCGCGUUUGGUGCGUCGCUGCGCUGCGUGCUCAAGCACGCCCAGGCCUGGCGAGAGAAGCAAGAGGAGCAGCCCCUGCGGUUCUUCGACAGGCAGCUCCUCCCUGAGCUUGUGCGCACCAUCCACCGUAUGGCCUCGUUCAUGCAGGCGCAGCCAACAGACAUGGUGUUUGUGCCCAACGCCACGUCUGCCCUCAACACGGUCCUGCAGUCCAUGGCUCGCCGCUUCACCCCACGCGACAGCAUCCUCACCCUCGACAUCGCAUACGGCUCCGUCAAGAAGAUGGUGGACCACGUCGCGCAGCGCACGGGCGCCACACACGUGUCCUUGCGUGUACCCCUGCCGCUCAGCUCGCCCGCAGACAUCCUCGACCUCGUGCGCAACCACCUGUCGCAGUGCGCAGCAGACCAGCUGCCCACGCUGGCCGUGUUCGACCACAUCACCUCCAACACCGCGCUGCAGCUGCCCCUGACGGAGCUGGCCGAGCUUGUUGCACAGCACAGCCCCGGCACGCGCGUGCUUGUGGACGGCGCGCACGGCCUGGUGCAGGCGCACGUGGACAUGAGCGAGCUGCAGGCCGCUGGCGUGCACUACUAUGCGGCCAACUGCCACAAGUGGAUGUGCAGUGCAAAGAGCGUGGGCGUGCUGUGGGCCGGCCGGGACGAGGACAAGGCGGCCAUUGAGCCCAUGAUCAUCUCGCAUGGCCACGGACAAGGGUUCACCAGCGACUUUGUGUGGGACGGCUGCCGGGACUACGCGCCAACCCUGUCGCUGUGCACGGCGCUCGACUUCUGGGACGUGCAGGGCGUUGGGCGCAUGCGCGCAUACAGCCGCGGGCUUCUCGCCGAUGCCGCGGCAUUCCUCCGCGACGCCUGGGGAACAGGCGGCAUUGUUGCCUCCAAGGACCCGGCCAGUCACCUGGCCCUGCACGGCUGCAUGGCGCUUGUUGCGCUGCCGGCACACAAGGACGUCAGCCAUGCUGCUCUUGCCGCAACACGGCGUCACGUGCUAGAUGGAAGCACGGGCACUGGUGACGGUGGUGAUGAGGGUCAUGAGGGUGGCAGGGGUGAUGGCGCUGUUGACGGUGGAAGGGAUCAAAGCACAGACAAACCUUCGCAGCAGCAGCAGCAGCAGCAGCAACAGGAGGGUGCUGGUCCGCGGGUACAGAACUGGCUGUAUUCCAACGGCAUUGAAGUUCCCGUGAAGACCAUCAAUGGAGAGCUCUAUGUUCGCAUCUCUGCACACAUUUACAACAGAAUCGAGGACUAUCGCCCACUCGCAGACAUCAUCAACGCCCUCCCAGACCGGAAAUAG
Messenger RNA from Salpingoeca rosetta, 1581 nucleotides. Its product is annotated as isopenicillin N-epimerase. The transcript has 2 exons. The record is from RefSeq and is a predicted model, not a curated record. NCBI's taxonomy places the organism in Eukaryota, Choanoflagellata, Craspedida, Salpingoecidae. The coding region runs from base 1 to 1581 and encodes 526 amino acids.